This is a messenger RNA of Dendrobium catenatum, 927 nucleotides long. RefSeq names its product circumsporozoite protein-like. The transcript has a single exon. Bases 1 to 927 code for a protein of 308 amino acids. Lineage: Eukaryota; Viridiplantae; Streptophyta; Magnoliopsida; Asparagales; Orchidaceae. The record is from RefSeq and is a predicted model, not a curated record.
AUGGGAAGAGGGGGUGGCCUUAGGUCACCUCCUCCAAAUGAGGGGAAUGUUGGUGGUGGAGGCAAGGGUGGCGGCGGUCGCAAGGAGAGGCGGCAAGGUAAUCGGUGGCAGGUGUUUGCCAAUGAGCUGGCCGACGGCGAGGAGCUGGCGGAGCAAGGUGAGAGGGGCGGCGGCCACUCUAGGUCACCAGGUGUUGGGCGAUUUUCGGCCAACCAAGACAAGGGGGCUGAUGCCCUAGCUAUGGAGGAGGAGAAAAAGAUAAAGACCGGCGACACCAUUUGCCCGGGCAAGGAGAAUGUGCGGGAUUUGGCUAAGGGAAAGGUGGCUGGAGGUAGAGUAGUUGGCGCGGGGGCUGGGAUGGCUGAAGGAGGCGGUGCGGGCAUUAGGCAGACCGCGGCUGGAGCAGCGAGUGCAAGGUUGGCUGCGGGGACUGCUGCUGGUGCGGCAGAAGUUGGACAAGGUGCGGCGUGUGCUAACCCGGGAGCUGGGAACAAUGCAAGGUCUGCGGUGGGUCGGGUUGCAGCUGCUGCUGCAACACAAACGGCGGCUACCAAGUUGGGUGUCGCGGGCAAUGGACAGGUCACGACCUUCCCUGAAGGCAAAUUUGCGCCUGGAAUAACUUCUUCCAUUACUAAGCCCACGGCGGUGCGGGAGCUAAUUAUGAGCAGCAUUGGUAUGUCGCCGCCCCUGGGUGCGAUGAAGGCGGCUGUACAAGUUCAAUCGGAGACUAUGGCUUCGGCCAAGUCGAGCAGCAUUCGUGCCUCCCAACCAAACUCCCCCCGCACGGAUAGCUGCGGCAUGGACGACGACCAGCCUGGGGAAUCCGAGCGGGAUUUUGCUUUCGGGAGUGAUGAUGAAGACUAUCAACCCAGCAGCCCGCGUGAUGAGGAACAUAUAGCUACGGGAUCGGAGGGUGCUUUGGAUUGA